This is a messenger RNA of Homalodisca vitripennis (glassy-winged sharpshooter), 3579 nucleotides long. RefSeq names its product zinc finger protein 184-like. The transcript is spliced from 17 exons. Gene Ontology annotation, cellular component: nucleus. Gene Ontology annotation, molecular function: zinc ion binding. Lineage: Eukaryota; Metazoa; Arthropoda; Insecta; Hemiptera; Cicadellidae. The record is from RefSeq and is a predicted model, not a curated record. Bases 23 to 2782 code for a protein of 919 amino acids.
UAAUGCCAACCCAACUGGGAGAAUGGAAGUGGAACUGCAUCUAUCUUCAAUUUGUAGACUUUGUGCUGAUAAUAAUCCAAAUGGAGUACUUCUGUUCGACGAAGGUUCACCAGACAGAGACCUUAGAUCUUUCAUCAAUACAUACCUACCAUUCAAGGUUCAAAACGAUGGCAAGUUGCCUCAGACAAUUUGUCCCGGUUGUAACAUUCAACUACAGGCAACUGUUCAGUUUUUCGACCUUGUUAUUGAAGGUCAGAAGAAAAUACGAACAAUGUGGAGGGAACAGAUUAGUCAGCAAAGAAGAGUGGAGAAAGAGAUAUCGGGGAGUUCACAGUUGCUGCAGAUGCCAUGCUCUCUGACUGGGUCACUGAACAAUGCGACCGAGCACUCCUACAGUCAAGAGGAGUCAGAGACUGCCGUGCCAGAAGGCACUAGUCCUGUGGAGGAUCUUAUUAACGAGGUGGAGCAACAACUUGGUGUUGAAGUUUUUGGAGAAAACGGAAGCAUGUACAGUUCGGAUGACCCAUUAGUGUUGAAAGCUGAAGGCCUUGAAAAACCCAGGAAGAAAAGAGGACGGCCUAAGAAAAUCCCCCAGACUGAUCCUGAAAUAAUAGCACUGGAGAAUUCUAUGAGUGGAAACUCGGAAAUCUUAUCUGAAGAUGUUAGGGGAGAUGAGAAGAAUGUUAAGGAUGAUGAUACUGAUGGCAGAAGACGUAGGAAAAGAAAAGUGCCACAAAGAUACAAGGAAGCUGUACAGGGAAAGGAACUUGAGAGGAUAUUCAGAGAAGAAGGUGUCAUUGAUGAAGAAGAAGAGAAGGAAGUAAUCGUUGAGUUAGUAGAUGAACAGUUACCCACAGUUGUCGAUACGCCAGCAGAACAAGUUAGUGAGGUGAUCGGACACUUAGAGACUCAGGAAGGCCAGGAUCUGGGUGAAGUGAUUGUAAUCAAUAAGAUUAAAGCAAGGAGAAAGUAUCCCAUUAGGAAGAAAAUUCGUUUUCAAUGUGAAAUUUGUGGUAGGGGUUUUCUUCAUCAUGGAAGAUACAUGUUUCACAAAUCUGUACAUAAAGGAGUUAAAUUUGAGUGUACAACAUGUCAAAGAAGAUUUUCAACUAAAGAAAACUUUGAACUUCAUCAAAAGAUAUCUGGACACUCUGGAGAAGGUAUAAUAGAGAACUUGGAAGAAGAAACCAGUGAAGCAAAAUCUACAGAAGAGUCAGCCAAGGCGGUAGAAGUCAGUUGCAAAUAUUGUGAUAAAGUCUUCCCUUCAAAAAGAAUCUAUGAAGUCCACCUAAUGACAGACCACCAAGAGGCUAAACCCUUCCAGUGUGACAUCUGUCAGAAGAGCUUCUCCCACCAAACCAGCCUCAAGUGUCAUCUGCAGACUCAUGAAGAGCCAACUGGAAAGGAAAAGGGCUACCCCUGUGGGCUCUGUGGCAAAAGAUUGAACCAUCCCAGCUCCGUGCUAUACCACAGAGAGGCAGAGCACAACAAUGGCCGCCGCUUUGUGUGCAGUAAGUGUGGCAAGAGCUUCAAGCACAAGCAGUUGCUGCAGCGACACCAGCUAGUCCAUUCAGACAACAGACCAUUCCAGUGUACAUUGUGCUCCUCCAGCUUUAAGACCAAAGCCAACCUAAUGAACCACCAUGCAACUCACACGGGAGAAAAGAAACACAAGUGUGAACAUUGUGGUCAACAGUUUGCUCACAAGACCAGUCUUACUCUACACUACAGGUGGCACUCGGGUCAGAAGCCAUACCAGUGCUCGGUUUGUAAGAAGAUGUUCUCUCAGAAAGGGAACUUACAAGAACAUCACAGGAUACACACAGGAGAGAAACCCUUCCACUGUAACCUCUGUACUCGCAAGUUCACCACAUCAUCCCAGUACAAGCUACAUAUGAAGAGACACACUGGAGAGAGACCUUGGAAGUGUGAGUACUGUGGCAAAUCCUUCCUGCACAAGGACGCUUGGAAGUGUCACAUCCGCAGGCACAAGGGAGAAAAGCCCUUCCAGUGUCCUCACUGUUCCCGGGACUUUCCAGAGCAGUGGGCACUCAAGAAGCACAUGCGUCUCCACACAGGGGAAAGACCUUACUCGUGUACAAUUUGUGGUAAAACAUUUGCUGAUUGUUCCAAUCUGACCAAGCAUAAAAAGGUCCAUGCUCGAGAGGCGAAGAUCGAGGAAGAGGAGCAAGGGACGAUUGACGGAGUGGACAUGUCAGUAUGGAACAUCAUACAGUCGCACUUGCAGGAGAAUGCUGUGAUUGACAAGGAUUCGCUCAGAGCUGAGGAGGAUGUGCAGCAGAUCAUCUACGUCACCUACCAUCAGGACUGUGACGAAAACGUGGCAGUCAAACUUGCACCGGCUACGCUGGCGGGCACUGUUGCAGUCAAGUUGCAGGAAAAUGAAAAGUACAUUCUGCCAGGCCUCGCAGUGGAUGAGGACACGAACCUGCGGGAGGAGUCUUUGACUCUGAACACUCAACCACUUCAUGUGACUGAUGACCAAGGCAACCCUCUGCAGUUAACUAUGCAAGAUGGCAGUGCUCUACAGAUAACAACAACAGAUGGUCAGAACCUCCAUGUCACAACCAAGGAUGGCCAGAUGAUCCCACUGCAGAUAACAAGCAGUGACGGGCCUCUGGAAAUCCCGGUGGCUCAGGACAUUGUCGAUGAGCCAAUCUCCACACUGGAGUUCACUGCAGCCGACGGCCAGAAGUUUAAGAUCAUUCCCCCAUACAUCUCUGACACGACACUUGACGCAGAGUAUCUUAAUAUCGCUUAAAUCAUGUGUAAGAAAUCCACAAUGCACAGCAGUGGAUUGAAAUACUGUGUUUAAGAUGUAAGGAAUAGAUUGUUACCUUAAGAUAUUCUUGAUAAUUAAGCUCAUUAUAACAAAGGAAUGCAUAGAUUUAUCAACUAGAUGAUAUUGGUAUGCAGGACGUUUUACCAAUUUAAAAGUUCCGAGACUGGGACAAACUAAUACAGAAAAAAGUAACUAAUUACCAAGUAACUAAAAGUAAAAGGUAACUUGAAUGGUGGAUUUUAAGUUAAAUCUAAAAACAACAUAUUAUGGGCAAAGUAUUAAUAAGGGUCCCAUAGGAAAAGUUAUAGCCAACUAAAUGUACUUUUUUUAUAUAAAGGGUCAUUUUUACUGUCUUAUGGUUUAGACAUACUAUUCAUUUCAAAAAUUUUAACGUUAACUUUGACUAUGAAUUGACUUUUUUUAAUGUUACAUGUUAUACCUCAUUGUAACUUUUUUCAAAUAUAUAAUAUUUAGAAACAUAUGGAAGCUGCAGAGUUGAAUUUGAUUCUUUGUGAGAAUACUUAUUUUUGCAGGUAAAUAACUUUAAAGUGUGCUAAAGGAAUAAGCAUGAUUUUUAUUUAAACAUAAUAACAUAUAACAUGUACAACUAUUUAAUUAUACUUUACAAUAUGUACUGAAGGUUGAGUUACAUAAAGAUGUCACAGUUUUAUAAAAUUUGGUAUUUUUACAACAAACACUCCAAUAAUAUAGGUUUUUUUUAUUUUUGUGAGGCCUUUCAUACUCAAUGAGAACAUCAUCAGACUAAAUAAAAGUGG